Molecule: messenger RNA, 1660 nt
Organism: Phyllotreta striolata
Lineage: Eukaryota; Metazoa; Arthropoda; Insecta; Coleoptera; Chrysomelidae
Source: the annotation of a GenBank genome assembly
AUUUGUUUUGUGGAAAUAAUUCGAGUAGGUGUAUAAGAAGGCCGGUCAACGAUUUUGUAAUUUCGCCAUCGAACAGUAAACUCAAUUCUUGAUAGACUGAAUGAAAUAAACCUCGAGCUUGUUCCAAAAUGUUUCAAUUAAUACUAUUAUUGGCUCUUCCCUUGCAAAUUUGCGUAGCCCUUUACCCAAGCAGCGGAAACGUCGUCGAAUUAACGCCGAACAACUUCGAUAAACUAGUCAUUAAAAGCGAUGAAAUUUGGGUGGUUGAGUUCUUCGCACCGUGGUGUGGACAUUGCCAAAGUUUGGUACCAGAAUACACGAAAGCCGCAAAUGCAUUGAAAGGUGUCGUAAAAGUCGGAGCUGCGAACGUUGACGAUCACAAAGAACUGGGAGGCCGGUACGGCGUUCGAGGUUUCCCAACUAUCAAGAUAUUCGGGCUCGAUAAAUACAAACCAGAAGACUACAACGGAGGCAGGACUGCCAAAGAUAUCGUGGAAGCCGCACUGAAAGCAGCCAAGGCGAAAGUAAAGAGCAAACUUGGUUUGGACGGUGGUUCGAAAUCUGGAGACUCUGACGGGAAAGAUGUGAUAGAAUUAACCGAUAGCAACUUCGAGAAGCUAGUUAUACAGUCCGAUGAUUUAUGGUUGGUUGAAUUCUUCGCUCCGUGGUGUGGACAUUGCAAAAAUCUUGCCCCACACUGGGCUAAGGCUGCUUCGGAAUUGAAGGGAAAAAUUAAACUUGGUGCCCUCGACGCCACAGUGCAUCAGGCCAAAGCUUCACAAUAUGGAGUACAAGGUUAUCCUACUAUUAAAUUCUUCGGGCCUGGAGCAAAGGAUUCUCCGGUGGAUUAUGAUGGUGGCCGUACAUCAAGCGAUAUUGUUGCCUGGGCAUUGGAUAAACUGGCAGAAAACAUCCCGGCUCCUGAAGUGAAUCAGCUCGUUGAUGAAAAAUCGUUUAAAAAAGCUUGCGAAGAUAAACCGUUAUGUAUUGUUUCCAUCUUACCGCACAUUUUGGAUUGCCAAUCUGAUUGCAGGAACGGUUACAUUCAAACUCUAUUAAAUAUUGGAGAGAAAUUCAAGAAGAAGAUGUGGGGAUGGGUUUGGUCUGAAGCUGGAGCACAGCCGGAAUUAGAAACUGCACUUGAUCUUGGUGGAUUUGGAUAUCCCGCUAUGGCUGUCAUCAAUCCGAAAAAAAUGAAGUAUUCUAUUCUUAGAGGUUCAUUUUCUAAGGACGGUAUCUAUGAAUUUCUAAGGGAUUUAUCCUAUGGAAAAGGUAAUACAGCUCCAGUUAAAGGAGAGUCUCUUCCAAAAAUCAACAAAGUAGAAUCUUGGGAUGGAAAAGAUGGUGUGCUUCCUGAAGAAGAAGAUAUUGAUCUCUCCGAUGUCGAUUUAGAUGAAAAAGAAGAAUUAUAAGAAAAUUUAUGUACCAGUUAGUCUCUUUACUAAAAGACGAUUUUGAAAAUCAAUUAAAUGUAAAUUACACAAAUUUUUCGACGGUGUAAGUUUGAAAGACUAGACUGAAUUUUAACAAUUAUUUCAAACAUUAUCACUUGACCCAGUCACUAAUAAUUAAUUUCGUUUUUUAGUAAUUUUUCCAUUUCUUUUUUCCGACAGUUUUUGUGAUGUGAUUAUAAUUUUGAAUUUAAUAUAGGUAUUUUUAC